Messenger RNA from Mycotypha africana, 1232 nucleotides. RefSeq names its product malate dehydrogenase, NAD-dependent. Gene Ontology annotation, cellular component: cytoplasm. NCBI's taxonomy places the organism in Eukaryota, Fungi, Mucoromycota, Mucoromycetes, Mucorales, Mycotyphaceae. Gene Ontology annotation, molecular function: L-malate dehydrogenase (NAD+) activity. Gene Ontology annotation, biological process: tricarboxylic acid cycle; malate metabolic process. Bases 53 to 1072 code for a protein of 339 amino acids. The transcript has 2 exons. The record is from RefSeq and is a predicted model, not a curated record.
AACCCCGCGUUUCUUUUCAUUUGUUUUUCUUUUUAUCAUUGAACAAAUAAAAAUGUUUGCUACCUCUCGCAUCUUCACCUCCCUUGCUGCUAAGCGUGCUUUCUCCACCUCUACAGCUAACCUCUCCAAGGUUGCUGUUCUCGGUGCUGCCGGUGGAAUUGGACAGCCUUUGUCUUUAUUGUUGAAGGAAAACCCUCAUGUUACCCACCUUUCCCUUUAUGAUAUUGUCAACGCUCCUGGUGUUGCUGCCGAUGUUAGCCACAUUAACAGCAACUCCAAGGUUACAGGACAUACUCCCGAUAAUGAAGGACUGAAGGAAGCCCUUGAAGAUGCCCAUGUCGUUGUCAUCCCUGCCGGUGUUCCUCGUAAGCCUGGUAUGACUCGUGAUGACUUAUUCAACACCAAUGCCUCUAUUGUCCGGGACCUUGCCUCUGCUGCCGCUAAAUACUGUCCCAACGCUCAUUUCCUCAUCAUCUCAAACCCUGUCAACUCUACCGUUCCUAUCUUUGCCGAAACUUUGAAGAAGGCUGGUGUCUUCAACCCUAAGCGUCUCUACGGUGUUACUACUCUUGACGUUGUCCGUGCUUCUCGCUUCGUAGCUGAAGCCAAGAACCUUGAUCCCAAAGAUGUCAAUGUCACUGUCGUUGGUGGCCACUCUGGCGUUACUAUCGUCCCUCUUCUCUCACAAACUGGUAUCGAAUUCACAAAGGAAGAAUUAGAUGCUUUGACACAUCGUAUUCAAUUUGGUGGUGACGAAGUUGUUCAAGCCAAGAAUGGUACUGGUUCUGCUACCUUAUCCAUGGCUUACGCUGGUGCCCGUAUGGCUAACGCUGUCUUAAAGGCUACUGUCGGCGGUGAAAAGGGUAUUGUUGAACCCUCAUUUGUGAAAUCUGAUGUUUUUGCUAAGGAAGGUGUUGAAUAUUUCUCUACUAAUAUCGAACUCGGCCCUGAUGGCGUUGAAAAGAUCAACGAUCUCGGUCAAAUUUCUGAUUACGAAAAGGAACUUAUUUCCAAGGCUAUUCCUGAAUUGAAGAAGAACAUUACUAAGGGCAACAACUUUGUUAAUCAAUAAAUCAAUUCAGACUGAAAUCUCAGCUUAUAGAACCAUGAUAUAUGGUAAAACUCCUCAUCCUUCUUUCCUUACCCUGUUUAUCUUUUUAACUUUUGUAAGUUUCCGCAAUUUUCACAUUACUGACAAAAAUCAAUAAAAUGUAUUUGUAAUACCUAUUUGA